Leguminivora glycinivorella is the source of this 5993-nucleotide messenger RNA. RefSeq names its product terminal nucleotidyltransferase 5C. NCBI's taxonomy places the organism in Eukaryota, Metazoa, Arthropoda, Insecta, Lepidoptera, Tortricidae. The transcript is spliced from 2 exons. Bases 136 to 1452 code for a protein of 438 amino acids. The record is from RefSeq and is a predicted model, not a curated record. Gene Ontology annotation, biological process: mRNA stabilization. Gene Ontology annotation, molecular function: poly(A) RNA polymerase activity; RNA binding.
GUUCUCACGACGUCAGUCCACGCGGCUCGGUCACGGCGUACGCCCGUCUCGCUGUGUUCCUAAAACGACUGACGCGCGUUCCAUAUUCGAAAAUUUAAAAAGUUUGGACGGACCUGGAUAGUAGGGAAUUUCGCCAUGGGUGUUAUCAAGGUGUCCCCCGAUACUGCGUCGCUGAUCUCCGUGUGUGACAUGCUCGACGAUAUGAAGAGCGAGUCGAGCUACACAUCCUCGGAGGAAGGAUGCGGCGGCGGCGAGCGGCACGCCGUGCUGAGCUACGAGCAGGUGGCGCGGCUCAACGACGUGAUGGACGAGGUGGUGGCCAUCCACGGGCGCGGCAACUUCCCCACGCUGCACGUGCGCCUGCGCGAGCUGGUGGCCGGCGUGCGCGCGCGGCUGGAGGCGGCGCAGGCGGCGGGCGGCGCGGGCGUGGCGGUGCGCGACGUGCGCCUCAACGGCGGCGCCGCCUCGCACGUGCUGGCCGACCGCCCGCAGCCCUACUCCGACAUCGACCUCAUCUUCACCGCCGACCUGCCCACCGCGCGCCACUGCGACCGCGUCAAGGCCGCCGUGCUCGGCCACCUCGCCACGCUGCUGCCGCCGGCCACGCCGCGCCGCCGCGCCUCCACCGCCGGCCUCAAGGAGGCCUACGUCUCCAAGAUGGUCCGCGUCAACUCCGACGGCGACCGCUGGUCGCUCAUCUCCCUCGGAAACUCUCGCGGUCACAAAUCCGUCGAGCUCAAGUUCGUGGACACGAUGCGACGUCAGUUUGAGUUCUCCGUGGACUCGUUUCAGAUCGCCCUAGAUUCGCUCCUCGCUUUCCACGAGUGCGCGGCGCUGCCCAUCGGCGAGAACUUCUACCCGACCGUAGUUGGCGAGUCGGUGUACGGAGACUUCCGCGAGGCUCUCAUCCACCUAACGGAAAAGCUGAUCGCGACACGCCAGCCCGAGGAGAUCCGCGGCGGCGGCCUGCUCAAGUAUUGCGCGUUACUGGCCAAAGGCUACAGAGCCGCGCGGCCGGAUCGCAUCAAAACGCUGGAGCGAUACAUGUGCUCGCGGUUCUUCAUCGACUUCCCCGAGCUCGGGCAGCAGCGCGCCAAGCUCGAGGCGUACCUCCGGAACCACUUCGUGGGGCGCGAGGAGGAGGCGCUCAAGCACCGCUACCUGACGCUGCUACACGGCGUGGUGCGCGAGUCGACGGUGUGCCUGAUGGGCCACGAGCGGCGGCAGACGCUGGCGCUGAUCGAGCACCUGGCGUGCCGCGAGCUGUGCGCGCGGACGCCGGUGCUGCUGGCGCCCGGCGUGGGUGUGGGCGUGGGCGUGGGCGUGGGGGUGGGCGUGGGCGUGGGUGGGUACUACGUGUGCGUGUGCGCGGCAUGCGCGGCCUGCGCGGCGUGUCCCGCGUGCGCCGCCUCCUACUGCCAGUGCUGCCGCCCGCAGCUGUGCCCCGCGUGACCACGCUAGGUCGCCGUGAUCAGAGACACGUGAUUCUUACCUUCUUUAUCGAUCGAUGAAUUUAGUGCCAAAUGUAUAUAAUAAAAAAUAUAUGUAUAUGUAUGAUUCACUGUCCUAUAGGCGAGUGUAUAUAAUGUGUUAUUAAUUACGCUUCGUAUUCUUGGCUGGAUUUUAAUUAGGAAAAAAUGGGAAACACCAAAGCGAAAAAGACAGGCCGGUAGACUUACGCUUCUUUUGGCGAAAGCGAAUAUUUCAGUAGAUAGAAUCGAGUGACUCUAGAGUACUCGAGCCGGCACGACUUGCCAUUGAACCUCGCGGCCUUCUGAGCCAUAUCGGUAGCUUCAUGUGGAGACAAUUUACCCUGUGUCAAUUCGAAGUUGCUCACUUUACUAGUACACAGAUCAAUUCUCACCAGUCAAUUCUCCCGCAAGGCCUCCACGGUGGUGCCUGGGACCUACUAGCUAGUCACUACUGAUCACCAAGCUCGGUGAGGAGUUCAACUAACUCUGAUUGGUUGGUGGCAGUAUUGCUGACUAUUAGGGCCCUAGACCACCAACCCCGCUCGAUUGCUAAUAAUCUAAUCAACUAUUGUAAUGUUAGCUAGAGAACUAAGCAGAACGUAUUUAGCCAACGCUUAAGGUCAAACGUGAAGUAAUUUCUAGUCGUACUCCUUUCGUGUUGAUAAGUUAAUAUGUUAGCAGUACGAAAAUUAUUUUCCACGAAAUAUAAUGGACGCAUUGUUAGGAAUAAGUCCGAGUCGAUGGUCUGCCUAUAAAAAAGACUAGUUAGUUAUUGUUAAGCUUUUUAUGUAUAAAAUUGUCUCCAUAAUUUUAGUGGCAUGUCUCUCAAAAAACCCCGCUCAAAUGUCAGAGGCGUAACUUUGACUCGAGCUUCAACUAGGACUGCUUUGGAAGAUAACGAUAUUUCAGUAGCAAAAUAAAAGCUAGAAACAAUCCGGCCUUGUCGUUGGCCUUCAGAAACGUUUAGUCGGGUUUAGGGACGAAUAUACGAACGUUGUUAAACCAGAAAACGCAAAUGCAGACAAGGAAUUAGGCAUAGAGUGUCCUCUCGGGGACGGCAGGAGCGGCCGGGCGCACUUACAAUGUCUGUUUAAAUGAUCUGUGAAGCGCAAAGCAAGGCCGAAGAGUUCAGUGCUCGCCCGGCUGCCACACGAGAUGUACUGAAGACGUAUUUUAUUACUAUGUAUUUAUAUAACGUGUAUACAUUUGUCUUGAUCGCUCUAGUAUUGUAUACGGCUUGGCAUACGAGAGUAACAAAUUAAGUUAAUUAUAAAAACAAAAAAGAGAAAAAGCAAAAAAAAAGACUAAGGUGUGUACAAUAUUAAAGUCCACUCUUGUUAUUGAUAGAGAUCCAUUUAUAAAUAUUUUAAGAAUAUUUACAAGUACUAGAAGUCACGUCGAGAGCGUACUUAUGGCGUUUCAACUUUUAACAUUUCAUCAAUUACAGUAAAUAUUGUAGGUGGUAUGAAAACAUGUGAUUUAAUUGUUGUAGAGUAACAUACUGUUGUCGAUGAUUAUACUUACAUACAUUAUAAUGUAGAUUAAAUCCAAUAGAGAGAUGUACUAUUGUUGUAUUUUAAUGAUAUAUAGAUAUACGAAUGAUUGUGUAAACUGUGUCCGGCCAAUCGUGCAUGUCUUAGAUAUUUGCCAAUGCAUAUUCAAAUAAAAAAUAUAUGUAUACACAUUAUUGCAUGGAACUCUUGAAUAGAAGUAAGAUGUUUAAAUAUUUUUGAUUAGUCGAAAUGGCAUUCAGAGGAAUCAAGUACAAGGGCUCCUAGAGUCACUCACGUAUGUUGUCGCACGGGACGAUCCGACUUGCUCACUAUCGAACCAAAAUUUGAGAUCUCAUUUUUUAUUCCCUCAAAAUAUUUCGGAAAUGUAAGAACGUGUUCAAUUUAUUUUUAACUCGUACUUUUGUACUGUCAACACUGGAUUCGUGUUCUUCCUACCUUUUCUAAUGUGGUACGUACAUCUUAUAGUGAAGUGUAAAAGUGUGUAUAACAUUACGAGAGAGGGAAAUUACAUAAAUAUUCAUCAUAGCAUCAAACAACUGAUUCAUAUAACCGAUACCAAAACAUAGAAAAUCUCAUCGAAUCCAGUGGCUUUUGCUCUUGUCAUGACUUAAGAAUCACGAAUUUUGAAACGCUUUUCGAAUUCUCAACACUUUAAUUUACGAGAGGUGUAUUGAUAUUAUAAUAUAUCAAGUAUUUAGAGACGUGUAUAUUUCCUAAGUCAUUGAGGGCGAAGAGGGAGAGGUCCGGUGUCUCGCAGCGUUAGUUUUAAAAUCUUAAAUGUCAUGGAUAAUGUUAAAAUUGUUCCGAAUGAAUCCCACAGACCUCACUGUGAGUUGUAGACAUCUAAUCUCCCUAAUGGUGAACCUACACUGGCUGUUAUAAGUGUUAUAUAACACGGUGUUAAAUAACAUUUUAUAGUGUGUUAUAAACACGGUGUUAUAUAACAUUUAUAACAGCCAGUGUGGGAGCACCAUAAUGUCAGCGUCUAGUCAACAAUUGCGCAGUGACACAAUUUUCUAUGACGCUGCUGACUAGACGUUGACGCUCAGAAGGCUAUGGCGUCUCGGACUAAACGAACGCGGCGGGACGCUGGACUAGUCUGUACUUAGAAGUAAAACAAGUACAUAAUUAUAACUAACGAAAUCUAAACCAUAUUCCAUUUGUACCUAAUAAGAGUGAAUGUAAGUUUAUUAUCACUAGUUAUACCUCUCGCAAUCGAGACAGGCAUCUAAGUUGUGAUUUGUAGUCUUUUCGACAGGUCUUUUAACGUUAUCUAUAUUGAAUAUUAUCAUAUUUUAAAUAACUGUGAUUAUUAUACCUAUAUUGUAAUCUAUUAUUGGCAGUACCCGGUAUGAACUACCUCCUCGCUUAAACUAAAAUUCUGAUAAAUCGUGCUUGUAUUGUAUUAGAAAAUAUAUUUUAUUACCGUUGUACAGACUCAGAUGAUUAUUCCAUACAUUGUAGGUUUCAAAUUGUACAACUUCGGUCUUUUUGGUAAAUGGCAAAAUUAAAUUUUAAUACAGUGCAAAAAAUAUCUUUUGAUACAUGUUUGAGCCGAUUUAGAGAAUGUUUUACAUUCAGGAACUGCUGUUGUUCAACUGAAAAUAAUGUAUUUUAAAUUAUAUCUAAAAGAACAAGUAAUGUGGUAUUCUUGAUGAAUGAGUUUGCGGACGGCGUUGUCAAUGCCAUUGUUCAAAAAAAAAAAAUACAAAUUAUUCGGCCAGUAUUUUUAAAACUGAACUUUAUCACUUUGACUUAAAAAUGGUUACAUUCUGUAAUACAUGUUGUGAAGGUUGAUUACAGUAAUCAACUUGAAGGUCAUAUCUGCACUUUGCACUAGAUUAAUUUCUGCAAUAGCUCUUCCGUAGAAAUAUUUCGUGACGCUUCCAUGAAACGGUCUAAAUAUUUUGGAAAUGUUUUUGCAAACGAGAGACAUUGCGGUUUAUUAUAGGGUUUUAUUUUUCUAAAGUUACCAUCAGUUUCAGCUAGCCUUUCUGUGUAAUGGUUAAUUUUAUAUUGUGCACGUUAUAGGGCGUCUGCGUACUGUCUGUUUGAUUAUUUGUAUAUAUUGUAGGGGUAGAUAGACGAGGCGAUGUUUGAUCUGUGAGACGAAUUAUUCUUGAUUUCUUUGUAAAAUGGAUUGGCCGCUCUGAAUAUUUGGCAACUUACGUCUUUAUGUUUGUAAACUUCAAACAAAUCACGAAUGUUACUGUAAAGGUACUAUUCCAUAUGAUUCUCCUAAUCUGUGUCGUAAUAUAAAGGCGAAGGUACUUUGUAACACAAGCACGUGUGACGUGUAAACCCGGUUUUGCAUUUAAAGUGAUAUGAUAUACGUUGGAAAACGCCAUUAGCUCCUAACCGAUGCAUUUACACAUUUGCUCAUUACGCAAUCAAAGCUUUGCAAUUCAAAUUUAGAAUUCUAUUUUUUUUUUUUUUUUCAUCCUAUUUUGAAAGCUGGAAGAUCUGUUCGGGAUUUAAAAAGGCUAUUAUGAAUGAGUUGAAAUUCGCUAGGUUCGGUAUUGGGUAGAAGGGUUUGGAGUUGUAAAAGUAUUCUUUAGUAGUGUAAAGUACGCAGACGCCUAAAAAGGCGUGGCUUCGCGGGAUUCUUGAUGGAAACAAAUGACAGCGACACUGUGAACGCAAUGGCUGAAACGGACUCGCAUCCAGGUCAUAGUUUAAAAAAAACACGUGUCGCUGCCGUUUGGCACUUUGGGUGGGUUAUUCGUACUACUUUUAUUAUUAGUUUCCCACGUUUGUGUUUAGGUGACAAUCAUGUAUGUAAGCUGUUGCGUUACUGUAUAAUUUCCUUGGUAAAAGGCAUACAGAUGUGGUGGCGAAAAACACUUAUUUUUUUUAACAGAAAAUUAAAGAAACUGGCGGCAUCUAUUCCUUUUGGUCUUUCUAAUCUGAGAAUGAUUUUAGAGAUAAGGCACCUUGAUAGAUAUUGACAUUAUUCUUUUCGAUCACAAAACAAUUCUAUUCAAAUCUCAAAAGUUGUUCUUUAGAA